Messenger RNA from Colossoma macropomum (tambaqui), 1899 nucleotides. It is a transcript of the gene zdhhc14, whose product is annotated as zinc finger DHHC-type palmitoyltransferase 14. Gene Ontology annotation, cellular component: endoplasmic reticulum; Golgi apparatus. The transcript has 9 exons. Lineage: Eukaryota; Metazoa; Chordata; Actinopteri; Characiformes; Serrasalmidae. Gene Ontology annotation, molecular function: protein-cysteine S-palmitoyltransferase activity. The record is from RefSeq and is a predicted model, not a curated record. Gene Ontology annotation, biological process: protein targeting to membrane; peptidyl-L-cysteine S-palmitoylation. The coding region runs from base 1 to 1458 and encodes 485 amino acids.
AUGCAUCUGGGGAUGGACGAGCCCAGGGAGUGUCAGUACAAUCAGAUCUGCACGCAUAACUCGUCCUCGCCCGCCGAGACGCCGCACAGCAAGAAGAGGAAAGUGAAGAGGAAGUGGCAGAUCUUCCCCGGCCGGAACAAGUUCUACUGCGAUGGACGGAUCAUGAUGGCAAAGCAGACCGGGGUGUUUUACCUCACCAUGGUGCUCAUCCUGGUCACCAGCGGACUUUUCUUCGCCUUUGACUGCCCGUUCCUGGCAUCCAACCUGACCCCUGCCAUUCCAGCCAUCGGUGGAGUGCUGUUCUUCUUCGUUAUGGGCAUGCUCCUCCGGGCCAGUUUCAGUGACCCAGGCGUGCUGCCCAGGGCCACUCCAGACGAGGCAGCCGAUGUGGAGAGACAAAUAGAUGCUAAUGGAGCAAGUGGUCCAGGCUAUCGGCCUCCUCCCAGGACCAGAGAGGUGCUCAUCAACGGUCAGACAGUCAAGCUGAAGUACUGCUUCACCUGCAAAAUCUUCAGACCGCCUCGGGCAUCGCACUGCAGCCUGUGUGACAACUGUGUGGACCGUUUUGACCACCACUGCCCCUGGGUGGGUAACUGCGUUGGAAAGCGAAACUACCGCUUCUUCUACCUGUUCAUCCUCUCCCUCUCCUUCCUCACCAUCUUCAUCUUCGCUUUUGUCAUCACCCACGUCAUCCUGAGAUCCAACCGGACCGGAUUCCUGAGUGCCCUGAAAGACAGUCCGGCCAGUGUUCUGGAGGUUGUGGUGUGCUUUUUCUCUGUCUGGUCCAUCGUGGGUUUGUCGGGUUUCCACACCUACCUGAUCAGCUCCAACCAGACGACUAAUGAAGACAUCAAAGGCUCAUGGUCAUCCAAACGAGGUAAAGACAACUACAACCCGUACAGCCACGGCAACAUCCUCACCAACUGCUGCGCUGCCCUGUGUGGACCUCUACCGCCCAGUUUGAUUGACAGGAGAGGUUUCGUAGAGCCAGACGCCCCUCAGCCCGCAGCUCAGUCAAAUGGCACCAACACGUGUCCAACAACUCAGCUCCAGAGUCAUAUGUGUCACCAAGAUCAGUGCAUUCAGAGCACCAAAUUCGUUUUGCAGGCUGCCACCACACCUCUGCUGCAUGCUCAGCCUGUUCUGCUGGGUGGAGCUCCUGUCCUGCAGCCCAAACCCUCAGUGGGGGGUCCCUGUUCAGCCCUGGGCCCUGGACAGCCCUCCCUGCCCUCCCUGCCCUCCUCUAUCCCUGGCCUGAGCUGUGGAGGGGAGGUUUUGGCUUUGCAUGACUCUGAAAGCCACUGUCACCAUCACAUUCACCACCAGCACUUCAUCAGCCCAGAGGAGACGCCCUGCGCCACCCAUCUGGGUCACCACGUGCCCCUGUACGACCCGGCCAGCCAGGAUUCACUCCACGAGGACUCUGUACGUGGCCUGGUCAAGCUUAGCUCUGUCUGAGGACUGCUGGUAUUGGCCAGCUCAGACAAACGGACGAGUCCCUAAAAGCCGUGAGCCGCUGGGUCAGGGCCAAAAGCCAUACUUUUAUCUAAGGGUGCACGAUAUGUCUACAGCCAAUAUUAUUGCUGAUAAAUGGGGAAAUCUGAUUAUUGUCAUUGGCCCGAUAUUAGAAUUAUAUACAACAAAUUAGAGGCCCAACAGAGGAUUGGAGUUUGCAAUAAAUCUUCAGCCAGAGUCCAACAAGGGGGACCUAAGGCUUUUAAUGUCACCAAUGUGAUUAACUAUUUGAAAAUUCAUUCCAGUGGUUUGUUUAUCCUAACAAAUAUGAGGUGGCUAGCAUGAGCAGCUAGCUGGGAUGUAUAGUACUGUGCAAAAGACCAUCUUUCAUGUAUUUUAUUUCCAGUCAAAACGACCAUUAUUUACAAGUUAUUCAUUUUUCAG